AUGCAUUCAACCGAGAAGCGGGGACGAGAGGAGACGGAAGUUGCGGCGGUCCCAACCGUACACGAGACAGAAGGGGUGGUGGUGGUGGGCAAAGGGGAUGAUGAUGUCAGGAAGAAGAAGAAGAGGCCGCAUCUGGAGAAUGACGCCGAUAAUAAUAAUAAUAACAGCACCACCAACAACAACAACAACGACGUCACAGACACGUUGGACGCACAUAAGAAGUUUGCAGGUCUUCGGGAGGAGCGGCCGCAACAAAACGAACCUUUGCAACAUCCUCCCUCCGUUAACGAGGUGUCAGUAGACGGCCGGGGUGAAACGGAUGGCAGUGAGGUGGGGGCGAAUGAUGUUGAUGUGGAGGAGCCCACACUUUUCUUCGGCCCCACACAUGCGGCGCGUGACGAGAAGAGGAGUGAUGGAAGCGGCGUCGAUUUACGGUGUGUCGCCUCCGGUGGUCAAAAUCAACGACCGGACGCGGCGCAUGAUGGCUGCCGUGCCCCUCACACCGUCGGUGCGGUCACGACUUUGUAUUCAUUGCGGCAACUGGAGGAACUUAUUGGCAGUGCACCUCUUCCCAUUGCUCAUGCGGGUGUGUUGAACGUCACGCCAUCGUCAUCGUCAUCGGCCCCACCGUCGCUGCGUUUGAGGGCGGGCGAAACGGUUCUCAUUAUGUUGCAUCGGUGUAAGGGAGAAGCAGGAGUGUUGCCGCAGCACACGACGGAACAGCUCUCAAAUUGCCGUAUCUUUUUACUGGAUCUCGGCGAGCUGCCGCCGUGUGAGUACGAGGAGAAAAGCGAUGUGGCGUGUCCGAACGGCCAUGAUGAACGAGGAGUUGCUACCGGCUUCCUGCAGUUGCCUCCGACAGACACCCUCCUGUCGCUGGCGUCACAGGGGGCACACGACAUGGAGCACGUCAUGCGACGUGCGAGUUCGUUGCUGUGUGUAGAUGAAGUAUUGAAUGCAAACGAUGCCGACUCCUCCAAGUCCCAGACGUCCGAGAAGGGCGGUGGCGACGAGAACGCAUCCGCAGACGCCACCCACUCGUGUAAACGUGAGGAACUCGCUCUUCCAGCCUUAGUCAUGUGGCGAGCGGAAGGAGGGCUGGCCGAUGAGUAUUGUUACCCGAAGGAAAAGGGAAAAAAUGAUAGCCAUGCCAACAACCACGACAAUCCACAGCCGCCGUUGGCCGGCAGAUACCAUCAUGGACGACCGUUAGUGGUGAAGCAACUGACGUCGUUGGAUCAACUGCACUCCUUUUCAUUACUGACACCUGUUUAUACGGUGACACAUUUUCUUCGCACGGUAUGUGAAAAGGCGCUUUUUCCGGAUGACCCCGCUGCAGGUGCCUCAGGCACCCGAUCUCUUAUUUACUUUGGUGCGUCAUGGUGCCCGCCGUGCAUGCGGAUUGUACACGCCCUUCCAACAAUGAUGAAGGAGGAUUUUCCCAGCAAUAUGACGUGCUCCGUGAAGGCUGACAUGGACCUUGCCACCCCGUUGUUUGAGUUCUUCGGGGUGGAGAUCAUCCCCACCUUUGUCAUCCUUGACAAUGAAUCGCUGCGAACAGCCGGGGACUGGAAAGCACUUCGUAGUUGCUCCAUUUCAGAGGAGGCCCUGUCGCAGAUCUAUGAGGGCCUACGCCGCAGCGAGCUAGGACGUAUCCAGAACUCACAACGUGUUACUGUGCGCACGUUUAUUGAGAGACACUCGGGUAUGCUGAAGUUUGAUGAGGACUUUUAA
Messenger RNA from Trypanosoma cruzi, 1734 nucleotides. RefSeq lists its product as uncharacterized. Bases 1 to 1734 code for a protein of 577 amino acids. The record is from RefSeq and is a predicted model, not a curated record. Lineage: Eukaryota; Euglenozoa; Kinetoplastea; Trypanosomatida; Trypanosomatidae. The transcript has a single exon.